Messenger RNA from Mesorhabditis belari, 810 nucleotides. The record is from the annotation of a GenBank genome assembly. Lineage: Eukaryota; Metazoa; Nematoda; Chromadorea; Rhabditida; Rhabditidae.
AUGCUCUUUUUCUUGGCUCGAUUGGCAGCAAAUUUCUUUGCAUUGAUGGAAAUGGGCAGUAUGAGGAAAUCUUUUCAACGAGCUGCUGAUUUGUCUAGCUCAAUUUUCUAUGGAGUAUCGGUAAUCCUUGCAUCGGAGCGUCUAAUAGCCGCCUGUUUUGGGAUGAAAUAUGAGGAGAAUGCGAUCAGUUUGACCGUGCCGGCUGCUAGCGCUUUCUUAAUGAUAAUUUUCACGGCUUACAUCGCUAUCUUGAGCUGGAAUCAGUACUUGAAUUACUUUCACAUCUACAGCAUUCUCGGUUCAUUUGUGAUUUAUUCAAGUGUGGUUUCCUUGUUGCUUCCUUACAUCGCGCGACGACAACAGAAAACGACAUUUCAGAAGAGAUUCACUGGGAAAACAACGCUGUCGGGGAGGAUUCAAGUUGAGGAGAAUGUUAGAACAGCUCAAGCUCUUCAACUCUUUCUUCCAUUCAUCGGCAUCUCUUCACUUUCACUUCUCCUUUGUUACAUCAGCGUUUGGACGAUUACGCGAAGAAAUUUCCCGGAUUGGUUUCUCGUUUAUGGAAAGUUGACAAUUGCCAUAUAUUAUGCGUUGAAUGCAAGUCAGACUCUGAUCUCAAUGCUAUUACUUUUGUUCUAUCACAAAUCGUUGCGCACGAGGUUGGCGAUGAAUUUCCCGAAUUUCGUUAAAGUCUCACACAAACUCGCGAAGAUUCACGCAGAAGCGAAACAUUUGGCAAUGGAAGAAUUGAGAAUGACGAAACAAGAGGAAAAAGAGCUUUAUUUUGAGACUUACAAGAAACAAUGGAGU